GACUCCCAUACUUUGACGCCCGGCAUUUCUUCGCGGCGUCGACUUGUCGAUAGAGCGAACUCUCUGUUGAAGUUUUCAGAUUCUGCGCUAUGCCGAGGGUUCAUCAAACUGCACUGCCGCUCCAACGCACUGGACCAAGCCAGACGACAAGUACAAAUAGGCAUUUACGAUACUUGUGUAAUCACCCGUCGCAUCUCGAUAGGCCGCACGCCGUCUGGCAAAAUCAAUAGGUGUUGACCAGAACAGAUGUCCUUCAUCAUCCAGUCUCUCAGCAAAGAUGCGGACUUUUUUAAAGACGCCAAGACGUCUCCCACAACGGUCGAUGGAUCAGGUCAGACGGUAUACUGGCAAAACUGCUCCGUCUUGGUUUUUGAGAAGGGCAACCUAACGGAUCGGAAGGGAAUAUGCGACGGAGAAGGAGAAGUGCGGAAGGGCCUCACGGUAUGGUUUGGCGGUGGUGGGAAAGUGAAAGAAGAAUAACGGGGGUUUAUACUGUGGAACAAACAUCAUAUCAGAGAAAGAGCUUGUCUUUGAUUUGGGUUCCUUCCAACAGCCCCAGAGAUACAUAUAUGACUGCCCCGUUGCGGGCCUGAUGCGAAACCACCAUCGACACAGAGGAUGUCCGUUUCAUCGCUUGCUUGACAUCAUCUUGAUGCGCAGGACUCGCUGUGAUCGCACGAUCAGUUUCAGAUCCAAAAAUAUGAGGAACGACUUCGAAGCAGCCCCCUUGCAGCGUAAUGCUGGGAUGGGGCAGUACUUUCGUACCGCCAGGCAGAAGGACGUAUCGAAGUCCUUCCGUCGUUUCCAGGCGCACAUCGAACAACUUUUGGGCAAUCCAUUCCACUUUAUUCUCCAGGAUCUCAAUUGCCAUCUGGCAUCCAAAUUUAUCCGUAUAUGGAGCUCUCGGAAACGUCAUUGAGAUGCCAGCUACCAAGCCAUUCUCAUUGAUUGGAUUUGGAAUUCUCUUGAUCGAGUCGGAUAGGGAUGUCGGAAAGAGGCGUGUGGCCCCUUUAAGAGACGCGUUGACGAGUACAUGCUUACUCUCGGCGAGGUAGUUGAGGGGGUCGUCUGGAUGUAGGUCCAGCUCUUGGGGACUGCAAUCGAGAUUCGUCAGGUGGAAGGCCGGAUCGCCUGGCAGGAAUGUCGGACUAGGUGUGAUGGGACGUCCGAUUCGGUCGUCAUUGUUAUCUGCUGUCCCUAGCCCAUGUUAGGAAUGUGGUAUAAUGUUGGGCAGACUACUCACGAGGCCUCUUGUUUGAUUUUUGGGACAUGCUCUUCGUCUGACAUUCGAUCCUCGUUCUGCGCACUUGCUCGACCUUUGCCGCAACAACAGGGUUGAUUUUGCAAGUAACUGUCGUUGCUAGCGACUUCAGGUAUUCAACUGGUCGGUUCUCGAGGUCGGCGAUCAGAUCGCGAGUGGCAGCUUUCCCUGCAAAGCGAGAAGACUUUUCCACGUCACCCUUUGCUAGAAGGUAUCCAUACCAGACAGGGAAUCCGCCUUCCUUCAACAAGACGCCUGGCACAGAUUUGUCUGCAACGUGUUGUGCUUCCCUCCAUGAAUCCGCCAAUCCUUUCGGACCACGAUCAGAAUCUUGAAGUUUGAGGAGAAACAAUUCAACAUGUUUUUGGAGCUGCGUGUCUGGGAGAGUUGGUGUCUGUGAAUCACCAUCCAUGAUCUCGGUGUUGGGGAGGCC
Verticillium dahliae VdLs.17 is the source of this 1694-nucleotide messenger RNA. RefSeq lists its product as uncharacterized. The transcript is spliced from 2 exons. The coding region runs from base 247 to 480 and encodes 77 amino acids. Lineage: Eukaryota; Fungi; Ascomycota; Sordariomycetes; Glomerellales; Plectosphaerellaceae. The record is from RefSeq and is a predicted model, not a curated record.